GCAACCCAUAUCCAGGACUGGAAGUGAAUGAAGAAUUUUUCAAAAAGAUUAAGAAAGGGUACAGGAUGGAAAAGCCCGAACUGGCUCCAGAUAUAAUAUAUUACUUAAUGAAAGACUGUUGGGCGGAUGAUCCAAAUAUGCGCCCUGACUUUGAUUUCCUUGCUGAAGAAAUGGGAAGCUUAUUAGAAGCAAACGUAAAAAUGUUUUAUGAGGAGAUGAAUGACGCAUAUCAAGCUUUGAAUGAUGAAAGGAAGAAGAAGAAUGAUUAUCUUCGCAUCGCUGGCUCAACAGUUGAAGAUUACACGAACACAUUACAUAGAUGA
This is a messenger RNA of Uloborus diversus, 323 nucleotides long. Its product is annotated as fibroblast growth factor receptor-like. The transcript has 3 exons. Bases 66 to 323 code for a protein of 85 amino acids. Gene Ontology annotation, molecular function: transmembrane receptor protein tyrosine kinase activity. Gene Ontology annotation, biological process: protein phosphorylation; cell surface receptor protein tyrosine kinase signaling pathway; multicellular organism development. Lineage: Eukaryota; Metazoa; Arthropoda; Arachnida; Araneae; Uloboridae. Gene Ontology annotation, cellular component: signaling receptor complex. The record is from RefSeq and is a predicted model, not a curated record.